AUGGCGGUGACACUUCACUGGUCCGAUUACUUCGUCUUUGCUCUUUCUCUACUUGCCUACGCCCUAGUCGGUCUCUACUUCCGAUGGUCCACACAAAUCAAUAAUCUCUUUAAUCGAUGUCUGAGACGACCAAUCAAAGAAGUGAAGCCGCAGACUGCACAGGAGAUUUUUCUGGCCAAUCGCAAGCUGGGUGUCCUGCCAGUCAUGGCCAGCACAAUUGCCAGUUUCCUUUCAGCAGCAACCAUUUUGGGCAACCAUCUGGAAGUCUAUCUUUACGGCCUCCAAUUGAUAUAUAACCUUCCUGUCCAAUUGGCAUUACAUCCCAUGGUUUCAGAAAUCUACAUGCCUGUCCUUUACAAACUGCAAUUAUCCAGCAUUUACCAGGUUAGUUGGAGUUUUCCUAAUUGCAUCUCCUCAUUUUAGUACUUUGAGAUGCGUUUCGGAGUGGUCGCCAAGACUUUGGCCACAAUUACUUUUAUCAUACAGACGGUAAGUUAGCAUCCCUUGCAUAAUAAAGGGAAUUCUCAUAGAUGGAAUCACAGUUGUCGUUUAACCUUAGACCCAAAUGCGAUUUUGUAAAUGCUAGAGUUGGGAGAGCAAACAUGCUUCGACAUGCUCAGUGGCGAGUGGACUCUGGAUGUAGGAUUCUGUUCACUUUUUAUUCAAUGAAACGUUCCUUUUCACAUGAUCAGAGCGUCCGUCAGGGUGGCGUUAAUCACAUUCUUAACUGAAACUCUGGCUGGCGAAAGCCCUUUUUAAUAUUUACGAACAAAGGUCACGAUAGGGCUGCCAGUUAGUGGUAUUUUAUAACUAACCACACCAGACUAUAUAAUUGGCAGUGUAGCAUGUCGGGUUUAUGCAGAGUAAAAUAUCUGGCUGCCAUUUGUUUGGCUUUGAAGCGGCGUAAUCUGGUGCUGAGUUGCUGUUCUGCCUUUUUGUUUGUUCCUAAUCUUUCCAUCCUCUUUUUUCCUCAACUGCUAGAUAUUUUACGUAGGUGCCAGUUUGUUUGCUCCCGCCGUCGCCUUGAGUGCAAGUAUGUUCCACCGUCUUUUUGUAUAUUUUUGCCGUCUGUUAAAUUCAUAAUUCCUACUAGAAUCCGAGACUACGCUGUGGACGUGUCCGGAUUUUAUCCGAAUGUAGACCAAUCCUCAACGAGGUUAAGGUAUUUAAAAAGCAGAGAGAUGAGAUGAUACUCGCAUAGGACUUCUCUUGUCAAUAGUUGUUGUCCCCCUCGCAGUUGACUCACCAGUAAAUCCAGGUAAAUUUUACAGAUGAUUCGAGUUUGCGUUAAUGAGUGACCCAUCGACAAUACGUGUCCAUGUUUGUGCGCAAACGGUGCCACUGAGAGAUCAAAACAUAGCUAGGACUAAAGUGUACUGUGUGUAGUAAAAGGCACUAAGGUAAACACAGCAGUGGCAAGUGUUACUGUGAUUUUUAGAUUUUCCUAUGUUCAGAAUGAGGCUUUUUUCAAAUUUUCUAUUAUUUUUGCCUUCUGAACCUUAAAACUACUGAUAAGAUAUCAACAAUUCACAGCAGCAACUUCACACACAGAGGGUAGUCUCGUAACCAUCACACGAUGAUAAUGUUGAAUUCGUACAUUUAUUUUAUGUGUGAUGAUCGACGAAAUCCACACUUUCAAAAAAAACCCUUUGCAGACUGCAGGACGAAUGGUCGAAUGUAAAAAGAUAAUGUUGACGCAAACAAUUCAAUUUUGCACACUCGGUAUACGUCUAUGCUUUCACUUUCAGUGACGGGUGCAAAUCUGUUGUUAACAAUUCUGGGAACUGGAGCUCUGACAACCUUCUAUACCGCAAUGGUAAGGGUACUUCUAGUUUGCGGAUAUACUUCGAGCUGGAGGGAUGAAAACUCAAUUCUGUAAAACUUGCCUUUGGUUGCUUCGUUUUACGAGACGCGUGUGAAGACACUGCAAACCUUUGUGUCCAGCGUUGUCAAGGGUUACUCAUAGCAUGACAUAAACGGACAAAUAUUUGGACACACACUUAACGUUCUGACAGUGGGUAUUUUAUUCGUCCUAUUAAUAUAAAUAUAAAUGGCAAUAUGAAUAUAUGUAAAUAUAAAUAAAUAGCUAUAAAUAAAUGAAUAAAUUUAAAUGAAUAUAUGUCUGUAGUGAGGUCACUGUAUUGUACGAAUAGGCGUACACACAGUGAUGCAAAUCAUUCUGGGCAAUAUCAUAAAAUUAUGCCUCUUUAAAAUCUGACAACUUUUCGAAAUGGUUUAAGCACCCACUAAGGGCAAAGGGUAAUAACCCCAUCUUGCACAGACGAAAAUACAUGGUCUAAUUAAGAAGACGUGUUAAGUUACUCCAUCUAUAUGCAGUGAAUGCGCUAUCUUCCGAAAUAUUCACCUAAAUUCCUAAAUCCAAUUUUAAAUAAAACGUACUGCUUAUAAAUGACUGCAAUAGUAAUUACCGCACAGAUGAACCCCAAAACUUUGUCGGUCACAUUACGAUACCAGCUUUUGAACGAGCUUUUUCCGGCCGUCUUCAAAAGCUCCACUCCGAAAAAUGACUGCUUAGUUGGUAUGAAUUAUUCUGACUAACUUCCGAUGUCCUUGUAUGUCCUGCAUGUGUUAUAGAAAACAUGCGCAAAACAUUCUUCCUGUUAUGAAUUUAGUAUUAAAUCAUAUCCUCUUCAAAUUUUUACUUGCAUAAACUCUAUCUCUCACUUCCUAAGGCCCUGCUAAUUAUACGGUUUCAUAGAACUGUCAAGUGUCCAAUCACACAGCAUCGUAUCUGCGCACUUAUCAAUGCUGUCUAUAAGGUUCACAAAAUGGUCCAAAUCAAUUACGCAUUUUUAUGAGUCAUAUUUGACAUCAGCCUGAUAGCAUAUAGCAAGGAUUGUGUGCGUUUACUAUGCCAUGAUUCAGCAACCUGUGGCCCUCACAGCCUGGUGGGCACUGGCAGUACCAUAUGGCACCUGAUUCUCUGACAGCAGAUGAGUUUGCGCUCCCGCUGGGUAUACAGGCCGUGUAAAUGUUUGCCCAGUGACUUCUGUCAUCCUCUCAUCUGCCUGACUCGUUUUUGUUGCUGGCUCAAAUUCUGGUCAAGUGUUUGUUGAGAACCAAGAGGCGUGAUGCUACGCCUAGGCGCGGCUCCGGUCGUGCGAACCAUCCGCGUCCUCUCCCGCCUCCGGUCUUCUUGACUCUGUCUUGACACCGGGCUUCGGUGGGAGAGAAGGAGAGAGUGCGGUAGAUGCUGCGCAAGUCCACUAUCACUAUACACUAAUCCACGCGCCAGUCAUCGUGCCUGCUCUCACCCUGCUGUAGGGCACACGGUGAGCAUCGUCAGCAACGACGAUCGAACUGUUACUUGCUGUAUCGUUUGCACAAACAAGCCCCAUCUAACCGCGUAAUCAGAUAUCCAAGAAAUACAAUCGAGUAAUUUACCACGAUUGGCUCCCAAUCAUUGGCAUACAUGCCUGUGAUACACACUAAACGGGAAGUUCACAACGCGUUACAGUGCAUCUUGCACGCUCACGAUGCCCCAAAUGUCGCGGCUGGGAAUGUUUUCAAGUGACAGGCUAACUUUGUCACCCAUUGAAAUGAGUGCCAGACUUUGGUGGGUCCCUGUCCAUGUGGUUUCCAUUGUCUUCCUACUUGGAAGACAGUUAUACCCCUCCUUCGUCACCUUGAGGACUGGUUUGCGUAGAAUUUAGGAGGUCCGAUGCGACGCGCUCAGACCAGCCGCUGAACAAUUCCAGCCCUAGCCUCAGGUCCGGUUUCAGUCUUUUUGACUGUGCGCCGUCACUGGAACACUCGCGGCUUUGGAAAAGAGGGCGAAGUGGAUGCAGUCCACUUCCCCUUCCUGUAAACACUUUUACACAGAUGUCAUAGUGCGCUCUUGCAUGGCUCCGUUAACAGCGUGGUUUCCGACUAUUAAACUACCGCGCAUAUCUCUCGUGAUCAAAUAUGCGAGGGUUCAGGUGCAGUGAGCAUAAAAUAUCAUUUAUAUUUUUUUAUCUAUUUGGUCCAGAAAAAACAUUCCUCGUAUCUGUAAUUUAGGGUGGCAUCAAAGCGGUUGUUUGGACGGAUGUGAUCCAGCUGGUCAUUAUGAUGAUCGGCAUGAUUAUGGUCCUCGUCAUGGGACUCAUUUCUGUCGGUGGACCCGUUACAAUGUGGAAAACGGCCCUGAUGGAUGGAAAGAUCGAUCAAGUCAGGUAUGAGCAUUCAAUCUUCUAUUAUUAAGCAGCUUAAGUUUUAAGAAGAAACCAAUUUGAAAAGCAUGUUUGUAUCUGUGCGUCUGCGAUGCCUGCUGGAAUGCAUAAAAGGGUUCAGAACGUUUUCUGAAUUGGUUCAGUUAAUUUAACAAAACUGAAUUUCUUAUGCAUUAUGCUUCAACAUCCAAACUAACAGGCCAGUGCGUCUUCUGAAUGUGCCAACAAAACAGGGAGGCUUGACAACUGGUGAAGCGGCUGCCUCGGUGAUAUGGGCAUGCAGGAUUUGUCCGUUGGCGCUAUUGAUGGUAUUGUACCUCACCAGUCCCUCUUUCCGUGUCAGAAGUUUCGCUUUGGUUUCCUAUAUCUGAUUGGUUCAAACAGUCAUUGCUGAUAAAAGAUCGCCAUGUCUGCCGAUUAAGCGCAGGACUUUUUCUGUCCUCUGAAUCGACUGCAAGGCAUUUCAGUGGCUGUUUUAUAGUUUCCACCCACUGCUCAUCUUAGCCUACUUACCGGCCAGACUCCAUGGUAAAAUCACCCCUAGAAGACUCACUUGGGCAGAUACUCAUCAGACACUCCCACAGCGUGGUUACUCCAUCGGAGUUGGAUCUGUUUCAGCCUCGUGCAUCCCGACUGGCUUUAAAGGCCAAAUGUCCAGAAUCUCACCACCCAAUUCGAAUAUUCCAAGAAGGCAACUUAGAUUGAGGUGCAUUGGCUUCAUUGCAUAUUUUCGGCAAUUAAGUCUCCGUGGCGUGGGAAUGUUCGUUAGGACACCAGACGUAUGCAUCAUCAACCGUUGUUGAUCAGAGUGACAUAAUUGUUUCCUUUGACGAUUGAGACCUAUGUUAAGCGUUUUUGUGAUAAUGUCCAUUUUAACUCUAAUAGCAUUUUCCAACCGGGCAAAUUGACCUACCUUGGCGAGGAAAAUCGUAUUGGCGGUCCGUGCAAAAUUGUUAUUCCGAAUUUAUGCAUUUGGAGAAAAAAACGUCUCAGAACUUUUACUAGUUUAACACUCCCCACUUGAAUGCUUUAUCAUCAACAGCUGCCCGAAGCACAAUGUCAAACACAUACUUUGGUUUCCUGUACACUGAUGCUUUUUCUUUGUCUUUAGUUUCAGCCCAGAUCCUUUUAUUCGGUACACAUUUUGGAGCAUGACUAUUGGUUCUCUGGGCACUUACCUUCCCACCCAGGCCUCUAAUCAGGCUCAGGUCCAACGAUACCUUUCCUGCAAGAGUCUGAAAACAGCGAAGAUGUAAGCGCUUGUUCCGAGUACCACAUUUUAAUUUUGUUCUUCUGUAGUAAGGAUAUCAAAACCUGCAUGUUACAUACAAAACUCCCGAUCGAUAAUCAGACGGGUUCGUGUACAUCUUCCGCCAAUAUAGCGAAAAAUAUGUGGUUGAUAAUUUGCAAGAAGAACUCACGAUGGAGGGAAGGAUGGCGUGAUUAUUUAGAAAAUUAUUCCUUUCUAUGCACUAGAUAUUAAUGGGUGUAGGUAAGUUGUUAAUUUUCGCUGUGUGUGAGAGAGUGUCAACUCCACAUGUUAUGUGGGACUUAAACGCCCCUACUCGGUCUUCCAGGGAAUUUUCAAAACUUGAGUUCCAAAUGGCAGGAACUCCUAAUUAGAAAUGGGGCAUUACAGUCCUCCUAUAGGCACAUUAGUAUGAGAAGUUUGCAUCACCAAUUGCAUGGGGUGGAUUGAUCUAAAGAUUUUCCUCUUCGAACGAUGCAUGUUAUGCGCUUAACCGACUUCCAUGUUCAAGUGCAUGCAUGGUUAUAUUCAUAUUCACUCGAAUGUGCAUUUGCUUGAUCACGCCCACGCAUGAUAACCGCAUGUACGUUUUAUUUAUAAUUACUAGAGCAAUCCUGCUGAACAUACCAGUCAACAUCAUCUUCAUUAUUCUACAUGUUGCCAUUGGUCUCGUUUCCUACGUCUACUUCCGUGGAUGUGAUCCGAAAAUGAGUGGCGAACUUCUGCGUUACGACAUGCUCUUCCCCUUCCUCACGUUAAAACUUUUUGCAAGCAUUCCCGUCCUUCGUGGUCUCUUCCUCUCCGUCAUUUUUGCGGCAGCAUUCAGGUUGGCUUUUUGACGCCUUAAUAACGCUUCUAGUAUUGACUUAUAAGCUAUAAGGGUUAACAACUGUCAAGUAUCAAAAAGAAGAACUUAACAAUCAGUAGGUUACAUAAGGGGAGCGGCAAAUUUACUUGAAUUUCGUGAGCGAGCAAUAACUUGUUACUCGCACGCUUGUCAGUUGGCACCGGAAAUAUUCAACAGGCGCUGGUCAGCCGAAAUAUCUAGGUACUGCGAAGAAACUGCUUAGGCUACUUUAAAAAAGGUUGUUUCCAUUUAUAUGAGAACUAACUGCUACAGAAGCCGCGUUCUGUACGAAAUAAAUGAGUACAUCUAAAGAAGAGGAGGCGUUCACCGGGAGAGGUGUAUUUGAGGUCUGACGUUUCAGGUAGUCGUUUCUUCUACCCAUCUUCAGAGACUGAGCAGUCUUGAACACAGCUUUCCUUUUAUGGCCCACUUUGUUUGAUGCCUGGCUUUUGCGGUCGAGAAGCUCAGUUACCUGAUACGUCAGAAUUACGACGAGGGCGAUGGCCAGCCCACAGUUCAGGAUCUCAUAGAGCUCAUGGGGCAUUGCCUCAAGACAUUUUUUACCUUCGAGGGAAUCACCUAUGAGCAAAUUAAGGGCACUCCGAUGGGUUCACCAAUCUCCGGACUCAUUGCCGAGGCCGUUCUGCAAAAACUCGAGAAACGACUGUUCGUGGAGUACAAACCCAAGUUUUGGGCGCGCUACGUUGAUGAUACCUUCGUAAUCAUUGAUCAGGAUAAAAUAAGCUACUAUGAAGAACUAUUGAACCCAAUCAUCCUCGAGCUACAGUUCACGAUGGAAGAAGAAGUGGAGAGCAAACUUUCAUUUUGGAUGUUCUCAUCUGCCGCCAACCAGACGGUAAAAUGGCGACGUCAGUCUACAGAAAGCCGACGAACACGCUGCAAAUGCUCAGUUACAACAGCAACCACCCACUGCAACACAAACGAAGCUGUGUACGCACGCUAGACCGACGGGUGGAAACUCAUUGCAGUACUCCAGUCGCCAAACUGGACGAGAUGAAGCUCCUCCAGGAACUCUUCAGAGCCAACGGAUAUCCGCGAACAUUCGUUGAACGGAGCCGAAAGCAACCAAGGAAGCGGAAUGAAGAUCCUAGUCAGUCAAAAUCUUGGUGGAGCAUUCCAUACAUGAAAGGGGUCUCCGAAGCCGUAGCCAGAUCCCUCGCGCUGCUCGGAAUAGGCGUUGCCCACAGGCCCGACUCAACACUCCGCCGGCAAGUGAUGCGGCCAAAAAACCCGAUCCCUAAACAGACGUCGGCUGUUGUCUACCGACUUCACUGCAGCUGCGGAAUGUGUAACUACGUUGGGGAAACCGGCCGACGGCUGCAAACGCGCAGGCACGAGCAUAAUUUGGCCGUGCGAAGGUUGGACCCAAAAUCGGAGGUGGCAACCCAUGCCGCCCAAAUGGGACACGUCUUCAACUUUGACGCCGUUGAAAUUGUGGGCCGAGGAGAUGAUCAUACGGCAAGGCAGGUGCAAGAAGCCUGGAUGUCUACCGACUGUUCUGUCAACCGCCAAAUCAAUUUGCCUCCCCCUUAUCUGGUUUUACGGACAUUCUUGACGGGGGACAGUCACGGCGCGGGACAAUCGGGGCCGCCAAUUAUAACCGCGGCCGACGAAGAUGGACGGGAUUCGGGUCAUGGUGACAUGCGGGUCGGAUGCAGCCACACAGGCGGCAUUGAUGGGCCAGGCAUCAAACAAAGUGCGCCAUAAAAGGAAAGCUGUCUGCAAGACUGUUCAGUCUCUGAAGAUGGGUAGAAGAAACGACUACCCGAAACGUCAGACCUCAACUUCACCUCUCCCGGUGAACGCCUCCUCUUCUUUUGAUAUGCCACCCGGGAAUCGCAUUUUCAUUACUAUUGAAAUGAGUGCAUGUUGUAACCUAAAAUUCGUGUUUGCGAGAACAUAUGUUCUUACAAAUAUGCAAAAAUUCGAGACCCAUUAGUGACUCUUCGACUAAAAAUUCUCGGAAAUCUCAGUCUCCCCUCUCAGUUCCAGUGUGCAACAUUUUCAAUAGUGUGAAACCAAUGGAAAAAAACAACGACAUACCAGUUCGACAAAACCAAUGAAGCUAAAUUGCUUAUUUCAUACCAUCUGCUGCCGCCAAAAGUUAUUUUCUUUAACUUCUGAUAACAGCCUUACCAUAUCUGCUCUUCACUUUUCAUUUGCAGCACGAUAUCUUCGGGACUUAAUAGUCUGGCUGCCGUUGGAAUCCAGGAUGUCUUUUUGCCCAUAUACAAGAAGAAAAAGCCGGACAGGGAAAUAAAAGCGAAACGUCUGGCCUUAAUCUCUCGUCUUGUCGGUAUGCACUUGCAGGUUAUUCAGAUUUUUUCAUUUACAAACCUGCGUGACUUAUUUGGUUAUGUAAACCUGACGUGGGGCCCAUACCGUACAUGUCAAGGCCUGGUGGCGGUAGUUGGGGUCAGGUCUCACGCGACACGUGCGGGCGGGUUAUGUAGCCUUGACGAAUAAUGUGAGUGACCCAUCUCAUGAAAUGUUGGCUGAAAUUCUGAACUGGGUCUUCAAUUCGGAAGAAUUACAUAGGCGCGGUUGUAAGAUUGAUUUUUUUGCGGCAUAAUCCUUUACUAUUUCGGACUCGAUAGGAUGUUAGCUAUUGAAUGCCCUGCUUUUCAAUCUCCUGUGGAAACCGUACUUGAUAAAAAUGACAACUCCAGUAGUAUGCAUUUUCUCCGUUGAUUUUCGACGGUCUUGCAAAUUCGAAUAUAUAUAUUAUAAAAACCAUGAACAAAAAUAUGCUUUCUUUUGGUCGUUUGAUAGAGAAUCACGCCGUCUUUAUAGUUUAACGGGUGUACAAUUAGGUUUUAAACAAGUUUUCUAAUUGCAGAAUAAUUUGGAGCCUGAUCGGUCGUCGCAAUAGCGCUUAAUGAUUUAAGUCUGCAAGGUGUAUGCGUUCCGCGUAAAGAAACCUAGAUAUUAUUUUAUGCUUUUAAAAAGACAUCAUAUAAAGCCCAUAAACGUUUACAACGGAUGCGGACUAUGUUGGACAUUUCCUGAGGAUCAGUGAUAGACGGAGGGGUGCAAUGCUAUAUGGGUGGACAUUGCGCGGUCUUAAAGAAUUCCACAAUAAGAAACUUUUUUUCAAAAUCUAAUUAUGCUACUUCUUCGAGAAUAAAAUACACAGAGGACGUGAUUUUCUACAAAACGACUGAAUCCAAGCAUAUUUUUGUUCAUGGUUUCUAUAAGAUAUACUUGAAUUUGCAAGAUCAUCGAAAAUCAGUGGGAAAAUGCAUGCUACUUGAGUUGUCAUUUUUACCGACUACGGUUUCCACUGGAGAUUGAAAAGAAGUGGGCAGGAUGGUAGUUGGUAGCCAUGCCCACUGAUUCUACAACUGUACCUACUGGCUCGAUUUCGGUAUCUGUGAUAACGUUCUCAUUACGUCUGGGGUGUGCACGUACAGAGGCCCUGUCAGGAUGACUUUCUUCUUCACUUUAACCGCCCCGAGAACGAGGCGCUGCAAGACUGUCUAUAUAGACUCAUUGUAUUGCCCCCCACACGGAAAUCUUUAGUAAAAGGCGAAAGAUUUAUCCUAAACGGAUUAUGAUUCAUCAUACUUCCCAUUAUGCUUCUAGUUGUAUGUGCGCACAGUAUUACCUGCAUCAGAUUAAUUGCAUAGGUACUAUCCUAGGCGGAUUAGCGCGGGUAUCCGUUUCGUCGGUUUGCCUGCAUCCUUGGGUCUUUUACUCCAGACCUCCAGUAGAGUCCGGUGCGAUCGUGUACAAAAGGACAACAGACGCGCAGUUAGGGUGUCUACCGAUACUCCAUCUACUGCAUCAGUCGUAUUGACAGUGUAUUGCCCUCCACCCCCCGCCUUUACGAACAGCCCGGUCGUAAUUCGUUGCAGGGGUUUGGCCGAAACCUGUGACGCCUUGUAAACACCGCCAUGGCCAGUUAGCAAUCCUUUCCUGCACUUCCAGUUUAAGGCACUACGGCACCCCCCGGGCGCCUUGACAUUGCUGGGUUUGAACUGGGCGCACUUCACCUACCACAUCGCGCACUUACUACCUCUUGGGUUCAGACUACAACAGCAAGGCGUCUCAUACGUCAGUCAGACCCGAAGUGUUCACCUUCCUCGCACUUUUCACCUUAUUUAAAUUAGGUUUCCACUUUAUCAGGAUCGUCAAUUCCAGGCAUUCCCUACAAGCGCCAUUUACGCCUCCACUCAUUUGCCCCACCCGUAUAGCCCCUAUUACCACCGGUCCCGUAAGUAAGGUAGCUGGGAGUUUUCGGUACCGGGAGGGCUACCAACUACCAUCUAACCAAGAAGUGUAUUCAAAAUCUGACAUCCGACUACUGCGGAUGUCAGCUUCAUUAUUUUUCUGCUAUACUUUGCCUGAUAUGCAAUCCACUAUCUCUUUUGCCUCCCCACAUUAGCUGUCUUUCUGGGUCUUAUAACAACUGGAAUCGCUGUAAUUCUAAUUUACUCGUCACCCAACAUACUUCGGAUAAUUCUCAAUAUUUUUGGAGCCACUGGAGGUCCAAUCUUUCUACUGCAUACAUUGGGAAUAUUCUUUCCAUUCAUUAAUAAUUGGGUAAGUUGUGUCAUUUUUUCAUUUGUAUAUUACAAUGCAAAAUUAUGUAAGAUGACGUGCUGAUUAAAAAUCGUCUAGAGUUUUCCUGCUCUUGAACAACAGGUCAUUAUUCUUUCAGUCUCUGUAGAAACCGGUAAAUCAGUCAUAUUAAGAGUUAAAUGCUGUCGUGGGGUGGAUAUGCGCUGUAGCCUUACCGCUUAGAUAAGACUAUCUAAAAAGCAUGCAUUGCAGGUUUCACCGGUAUUAGCGACUUAGCGACUGUUUUGCGGCCGCCUUCUGUUGUUUCGUAAAAGGUACAGAGAAGUUUGAAUUCGUUCAGAAGAUUGAUGUGAAAACUGCAAGGUCAUACAUCAGGGCUUGCAGUCUAGUCAAUGAAGACGUCAACAAUAAUGAAUCAGAAGUUGGAUUAAAAAGAUGUAAAUAUGCAAUUGGACGUACAAUUUAAGAGACCACGGACCAACAUUGUAAGGUCCUCUAUUCGCCGUAAGUGAGCCUUCCUCAAUGGACCAGGUGCCUACCCUAUCCAUGAGCAAGUAGAGGAUUUAAUUGCUGAACCUCCUCAAGACUGCUCACAUGCAGAAGGAAGGCUGGGCUCGGAAGGCCGAGCUUAAAGUUUAUCCGGGACGUUUUUUCAUAUCAGUAAUCCAUCCUCAAAAUUGUGCGAUACUUUUCGCCAGAAGAAAUUCUCCAUGACGAGAGACACAUACCAAGAUUAUUCAGGACAAAACGCGAGUGACAUUGAGAUCCUGACUGCGUUUUCAAGCGUCCCUAGGACGAUCAGUAAUCUACGUUUUCCUGAAAUCUAAAGUCCAGAUUGUUAAAAUUGGAGACAUUUUAUUAACUGAAUUUAUCUCAGGGUGACUUCUCCCAAUAAGGUGUCAACGGAGCUUUGUAUGAACAAGAUUACAUCCGAUAACAUUAAUAAAUAUCUCCAGAACUGAGCACUUUGACUUUUCCAUUAGGCUUCUGCUUAUGCAAUAUAAGAAAAAAGAUUGAUUCCUGGUUUUCCAUGAAGGGUCUUGGCGAAGUACCUGACUACCAUCAGGAAUUAAAAGGCACAAAAACAUUUUUGAACGGACCAUUUUAAAAUACGUCAACUACAUUGCAAAGCAAACAUCAGAGAGCAGAAAGUGGGAAUUUACGGCUUGUCAACAAUCCUCCGUCAGUCAAACCUCAGAAUCGGAUAGCGGACAAGCGAGGACAUGAUUCAGGACUCUGUCACAUAGCCCCGGGUCAUUGUUCUAUGCGUUGUUGGAAAUAAUAGUAGAUCAAUUAUGCUGCGACUUCCAGGACUCGUGACUCGAAAUUGACCUGUACCCUGCGUUGUCUACCCGCGAGAUCAUUAGAAUGGGUCUGAAGGUCUACUUUUUCCUCGAUCCCGGAAUUCUAGAACAUAAGUUUGAAAGUGGUAGUUACUUAUACUGAUACUCAUAUAUGCAAAGUCGAUAUUAUUUUCCAGGAAUUUUGCGUGUCUGAAACAAAAGCAAAAGACGGGACAUGUUUCAAAGCAAACAGGAUUCGUACGCUGAAUUAGAGCUAGCUGCACAAAAUGCUAUGACACGACUGAAGUGGACUAAUACUUCUGAACAACCGUAAGGCUGCGUGGCUGCAUCCGUGCUUCUUUUCCAAAUACUUUCGCUAAGAAGGCUAAUAAUAGCGCUCCAGCAACAUUGAAAUGGAUAGUAGUUUAAUUUCAAAUUUUGUACUACAAACCAAAAUGGAUAAACUGUAUAGGCAACUGGUACGGAAAGACUGCAUAAAUACCCAUUCUAUUUUGCAGGGUGCAACUGUAGGAUUUAUCGUCAGCGUGGUCGGCACAUUUUGGGUGUCGAUCGGGGGCAUUUUCAGAAACACCAUAGCUGAUGUACCCGGCCGCCCCCCCUCAACGGAGGCUUGUCCUGCUCCUGGCACCACAACAUUAAUGCCCAAUGUGACGUACCCUGCACCUGCCCCCCACUCCCAACUAUUGGACCGCGGAUUUAGUUUCUAUGACCUCUCCUUCCUCUGGCUGGCAGCUUUUGCCAUGCUGAUUGGAUUCGUGGUCGCCAGCAUUGUCAGCCUUGCUUCAGGUAUGAACUCAUCCAGACUGUAGUCAGCACUGAUUAGAAUAUGUUUAAUUGGUGUUUCCUUCCCAUCCGUCGAUCUUACGUCGGGUGAGAUUUAUCACUGUCUUCUCUGGAAUGCAAUACGCCCCACAAAUUCGAUAAGCUGUCUGCACCUACCGUAUGCGGAAAUCACUACCUGUACUCGCUGAAAUCGUGAAAAGUGAGCUCCCAUGAUUUAUAAAAAAAUUGAGAGACAGUUUCCUGUCGCUCUCCUGCCAGACAAACUUGCGUUCGUUCAGUUCUAAGAGUAUCGUGCGGUAGGUACGCUGCUUGAAUUCUUCCCAUGACGACCAAAUCAUGUGACGCAUGAGAACCGCUUGCAUAUAUUUUAUUCGGAAUUGCAAAUGCGACUUCUCAUUUGAUAAAAAUGGGAUUGCAACAGAUUACACAAUUUGAAUUUACCUAUUUCAUCUAACUGCUAUUGAAUCCGUCCUUUGUUCUCAUUUAGUGAGAGUUUUGCAUACUUUUGAUGAUUUAAAUCCAAGUAAACUAUUUUUUAAAGGCAUGAACACCAAAAAACCAAUUCGGCAGUCUCUUCUGGCCUCCCAAGCAGUUUCCUUCUACAACUGCUUUCCAAACUGUCAUCCAGCUCAAUCCUAUGACGACAGUGAAUCUCAAGUAAGUUCCAUUUCCUUUUGAUUUCUGAGUGGAGGUGAAUGCUCCGGUUGCAGAUGUAUGUCUGUGUAAGAAAGAGAAUGACUAAUCGAGCACUGGAUCAACAUAAUAUAUUAUUCUAAACUUCCAAACUCGUACAGGUGUCAGAGCUGACAGCGGCAACACAACAAGCGUCCUCUGUGGAGGUAUUAGCCAGCCAGUGAUUAUUGACUCAGGUCUGCAGAUGACUGCCCGUUGCUCGCACGCCGACGUCAGAUUGGUACAUCGAUUGACCGAGUUCUUAUCCAGGAGGCCCGAACAUCCAGCACUUGUUAGCUGACAUUGCUUCUGGCGUAGGCGACUAUCUUAGCGCUUCGGAAUUGAUCGCGUGCUUAACUUCUCUCCCAUCGAGAUAAUCACCCAGACGGCGAUAUAAGCAAGCCGAAAAGUAAUUAAGGUCCGGGCCUCUCAAGGUAAAAUGCAGUCAUUCUAUAUAUUGAUUGCCGGCAUUCCGAGUCCAAAGCAGUCACCUACAGACCUGUGUCACUGAUCGUUGAUUGGGUGAUACCCCCAAUGACUAUCGCUUGUUUUGUAGCUGCUAUCAUUUUUGGCGAUGAACUCUUGCAUGAGCUUCAUAUCUGAGAAAAAUAGACAAAUUAUUCCAGUGUUCGCCUAGUCUUCUUCGUUCUUGCUCAUGCUCAAUAUAUUUUUAGAUUACUGUCUGGUCGGCACUGGCUGAGAAAUCAGAUAUUUUACCGAUAAUUUGAGCAUACUAACAGUAACAGUUAUGAACCGGCAUAAAACGUAAAUAAAAUAAGCCCCACUGUUCAAAAUCCCAAAAAGGACUGGACAAUUUCUGUGGAGGUGAACUUGUAAACAUUUCUCUUAAGAAGCACAUUAUGUAUAUAUCUAAUUAUAGGGCGAAGAUGAAGAUGAUACCUGGAAGUCGUAUAUGGAGGGAGACAAUGCGACCGACAAACAAAGCGACCAUCACGACAAUCAUUCUGUUGUCAUAUACUAAAUGGAAAUGCCUUCAGAUUAGUUUUAAGGUAAGCUUUCGUCUGCAGGCGCACUUGAGGAUUAUUAUACUAUUGACCUACUGAAUUAUUUUGAGUAGGCGUGAUUAUAUUGGAAUUAUAUACUUUGUAAAGGCACUAUUUGUAUAUGCGCUAUAUCCACUUACUAGGUACGUCAAAGUCAAAGUACCGACCUAGUGCUCAAUGCACUUGCACCCCCACCCAUUCUGCUUGUCCUAUCCUUUCCUAAUCCAGUUAGUGGCUAGUCUAGGUACGUCAAAGGUACAGGCGAAAAGUCGUUGACGUUCUCAAGAAAAGUUCCCUAUUACAGUAGCCAAAUUAAAUGGCGUGCAGGUGCGCAGCCUUGUUUAUGGGUUACAAUUGUAUUCUGCUUUGCCUAUUCUUUUCAAUGUGUCAGUCUUCCGCCUGUUAUUUGUCUGUGUUUUCAUUGCCAUUCUUACAGAGCAACUUACAGUGGUUCGUCAUUUGCUUUAUCCGUUUCCUUGACUGCCUCCGGAUCCCUUCCCUUACCUUCCAUCAUUUUUCUUCACACCAUGCGGAACGGCCUUGGCCACGCGUUGCCAAUUUCUAUUGGUUGUUUAUCUUCCUUUUGCAUUUUCGCAUUCCGUGAGAAAAUAUCGGCUUACUCUGCCAACUGUUCCACAUACACUAUCACAUUUUUAUCAUUUGCACUCGGGUUUCACCUCUCCCAACUUUCCCCGGUCAUCUAGAAAUGUCCUCGUCUAUCUUACCAUGUUGCUGCCUUCCGUCUGGCGUUUCCAGAUGCUCCACCCCUUAAAUUCCUAGUACCACCAUUCCCGUAUUACAGUCAGUCGGAAUUUAUCCAUUUCCAGUGCGACUGCAGGACCAAAUCCGACCAGAUUUUUAUAUUUAAAUAGAAUAUAAAACUUCCCGUUUUGCUCAAACUUUCUGAUAUUCUGACAAUCAAAUAGAAAGCCUGGAUUAUUCGGAUUCUCAGUGAGAUGGGCUACAUACUCACAAUAUUUUUAAAAAUAUUCCGGCAAGCAUUCCUUUGCACCUUGUAUGUUUCACGAUGCGGUAGUUGCGUUUGCAGUCAACGGAUUUUUGCCUAUGAAACUUGAAGCGGAUAACGGAAAGCGUACCUCCUUUAAACGUUGUUAACACCAGUCGGGCCGGAUAAAUAACAGCGUAUCCUACGCGAGACAAUGGUGACAUUACCAUUAAGCCAGUUUUCUGUGGGCGCGCUUUCUUCGAAUUAAUUGGCACUUCGACCGUCGUGUCCGACGAUGACCACCAUGCUUGCUCCACAGCAAGCUGGAGCAAGCAUGGUGACUGGCGGGUGAAUUAGUUCAGAAUGAGGGUAGACUUGCGCAGAAUCUACCUCACUUCCUCAUGCCCACUGCCCGCCUGAACCCGGUGUCAAGACAGAGACAAGAAGACCGGGGGUGGAGGGAGGGCGCGCAGGUGACACAAACAUCCACAAAUGGGCGCACUGCGUGAGCCGGAUCGAGGCGUCAAUCGGCAGCCCUUAAAGGCACGCCACUUGGCGUACCGUGAUAGUCUCAGACUCGGGUUACACAUGCAACAUAGGGGCCGCAUGGAGAAAGAGCCGCAAGGUACACUUCCCACCAGCGUGGGAGGUGGCAGUUGAGCCCUUGCGUUGUCUGGUGAUUAACAAUAUUGUUGUGUGGUACAGGUGAGAGAAGGAUUGAUGACUUGCUGUAGCCGGUGGUUGUCUAACACGGGUUAUUUCAAUUAGCAUGUGACCUAAGUGGCCCAUCAUCACCAUCAUCAGUAAAUGCCAAGCGAAAAAGAGUCAUGAGAAUCAAGGAUCAACUGGAAACGGGUAAAAAAUCCACAGCUUAUUAGAUCCUAUGCGUCCAAAUCUACUGACAAAGAAAACUACGUCCACCAACACAAAGACUGGUAGAGAGCUAUUCGAGGUCUGGAUCCACGACGUCUUAUUCAUAGACCAGCACAAAGAUAGGCAAUAUCUCAUUUCAUUCGUUAAAAUCUCCUCUACAUUAAGAGAUUAGGUCGGCUAACACGAUGCAAAAAAUGAAGAAUGCUACCUACUCUUAAUCGUUCUUGCAGGUCAUCAGAAAUGGGCCAGUGAAUAGGCUCUCAAGAUUGGGUCAGUAUAGUCCCCACGUGGAAGAUCGGAGAGCAGUUACAUGCAGUUUAAAACAAGUUUGUAAUAAGGACUUUCCUAAAGCAGGUUGGAUAACAUUUUACUACUUGAUUAUUUAUGAUGUCUGUUUAAAGUAGGUUUUAUAAUUUUUUAAGAGGCACACUUUCUAAAAGGUCAAUUCUAACUGCAGAUUCAUGUCGCCAAUUACGAAAAUGACUUUAUGAUCGCCUCACAUCCAUAAUUUCCGAUUGUCUUAAAAACCGUCAGAAAGGCGGAUUUUCUCACUAACUGUAGAAAAACUCCAAAAGCCUGUGACUGCUGAAAUAUUCUUCUCUCUUCUGAUUUUGCAUUCACAAAUAUGAGAGUAUUCACAGCGUAGAUUUGAUUCAUUUCUCCAGUUCUCAUUUCUAGGAAGCCGCUGCCAAAGACAAAGCCAGUCUAUGAAACUUGUUUUUUAGAACAAUGACUAUCCCAAAUAAAAUUAAAAGGGACGGCUGGCGUGACUAUGUCCCCAAACCGGAAAAGAGUCUAACAAAUAUUACCUGCAGUCCGCCUGCCAUCAAUAUAAAUGUUAAAAAUAGUCUUGCUGGGUCAGGUGAUAUGAACUGGCAACACGUUAUAAAUGAUGGUUAGACAGUCAUAGGAGAACAAGAAAUCAUCAUCCUUAUUAGAACCAUGAAGAAGUCGUCGACAGUAUCUCUGGGAUAAAGCAGCAAAGGUGAUUACGGCAGCAUCUUUGUGGACAUGACACGAAGUGAAAUGUCCACAAGUUCAGCUAUUAUCGGCGGUAAAAUCACUUCUUCUCUUCCAACGGAUAGGUUUUUGUUUAACAAAUGAGACAGUAGCCACAAGGCGUCCUUUUCUGUCCAAGCACUCGACACAAUAUCGUCUGCGCCUUGGUAGCCGUACAUGAGGAGGUCGCUAGAUAGAAACCGACAAAAGAGAGGUUUGACUGUUCUUGCCUGUUACGUUAAGCCGACACAUAUUCUCACUCCCUCAACAUCGGUUGUUGUGAUGCAUUUGACUUCCUUAUGCUAAGUUUCACAUGAAAUCACAUGACAUUUGCGCGUAAAAACCGGAAAAAUGCGAUCAUAUCUGCCGAAAUUGGCCUGUUAAUUAAACUUCCUGCGUGUACGGGUCUAGGUUAUAAAGUCUCCCCCAUACGGUCCAUAUGUGGGGCAAAUCUCCAGUUCAGACCUGAUGAUGAUGACGAUGCUGAGGAUGAUGAUGAUGAUGAUGAUGAUGAUGAUGAUGAUGAUGAUGAUGAUGAUGAUGAUGAUGAUGAUGAUGAUGAUGAUGAUGAUGAUGAUGAUGAUGAUGAUGAUGAUGAUGAUGAUGAUGAUGAUGAUGAUGAUGAUGAUGAUGAUGAUGAUGAUGAUGAUGAUGAUGAUGAUGAUGAUGAUGAUGAUGAUGAUGAUGAUGAUGAUGAUGAUGAUAAAAGAGUGGUCUUAGUGCGUCUGCAGCCUGCGUUCUGCGUAUUUCUAACAUUUACGGCUUCCUUCACUAUCUCCUGUGUUAUUUUCACUUCACAGCGUUUGUUUUUGAUUGUCCGACUGGGUGACUUCUUGCUUUUUCCUAUCCUUCCGGAAAUUUCAUAUGUAGACUUCCGAACAGUGAAGGCCGAUGCUAUUCUUCAAUACUAA
Molecule: messenger RNA, 18305 nt
Organism: Spirometra erinaceieuropaei
Lineage: Eukaryota; Metazoa; Platyhelminthes; Cestoda; Diphyllobothriidea; Diphyllobothriidae
Source: the annotation of a GenBank genome assembly